Vicia villosa (hairy vetch) is the source of this 1245-nucleotide messenger RNA. RefSeq lists its product as uncharacterized. The transcript has 7 exons. Lineage: Eukaryota; Viridiplantae; Streptophyta; Magnoliopsida; Fabales; Fabaceae. The record is from RefSeq and is a predicted model, not a curated record. Bases 1 to 1245 code for a protein of 414 amino acids.
AUGUCUCAGGAUCAAGAGGUUGAAUCCAUGACCAUUUGGGAAGCUUUUCUCACUCCAAGGCUAUUCUAUCACCGACUUCGACCCUCCAAGGGCCAAUGUGUUCUCCUUGGCUACCAAACAAACCUUGUAUCAAGACAGUUUGGAUUAGUCCAGAUGAAAUCCAAAUGCUUGUAUGACAAGAGGAACCACAUGUGUCUAUACACUUUACAUCUAACUGAAGAAGAGUUUUCAACUACAGCCGUUGCUCGAAAGAGAAAGAUCAAAGAAGCCGCCGUUCAAAAGGAUUCUGGAGUUUCGAAGAGCAACAAGACAAGUGGGAGUGAUUCUACCACGAUCGGCAAGAAUCCCACGACUUCGAAACCUGCGGUACAUUUGAAGCGAAAAGCUUCUCACACAGUUGUUUCAGAGGAUGAAGACAAAUAUCCUCCUCGCACCAGGCAAGGACACAAGAAAAGACAGAAGGCUGUCACUCCUUCAGACAAAGAAAAGGGGUUUGGUUCUUCGAAGAUUACUUCGCCAAGUGAUAAAGACGAUGCUGGCACAACUACUUCCAAUCUUAAGGCUUUCGAUCUCGCCAUUGACUUUGAUAAUCUCCAAAAUUUUUCUCAAUACCAAUCUCACGUGCUCUCCCCAGUCCUCGAAGAUACUCAACCUCUUGCAACUAUCAUUCCUACUACGGCAGUUGAAGAAAGCCAUUCAACUGAUGAUUCUCCUCCUACUCAUACGAACGACAAUAUGGGAGAAGAUCGUCAGGGUUCAGGUAGCGUCAAUGCAGCUGAACAACCAACUGGUAGUGAAGAUAAUGUGUCUGAACAAAAUGCUAUGGAAGAAACCUCUAAAUUGGCCAAAACCGAUCUUCACGAAACUUUGACCUUUGGGACCCUUCAGUCUAACAUUCUUCGGAAGCAAAAUGUUGACGAACAACUCACUGCGAAGAUGACUUCUCAUAGUUCUUCAUGGAAAGCUGCUACUGAUGCAACAAAAAAGGGUGACGCCCUUAAGCUAAAGCGCUUGAAGAAUCAAGAAGUGUAUGACGAAUGUGAAAAGAAUAUCAAGUCCUGGAAACAGGAAAUUAAAAUGCUCGAAGAGAAAAUAAAGGAGGCUGAGUCUCGUCAGAUUAGAAACAUAGAUGAUCCUCAAGAUCUCCAAGAUGACAAUGAGCUUCAUUAUGAUCAAGAAGACGAUGAUCUUCAAUAUGAUCAAGAUGACGAUUCUCACGAUGAUGAUUUUCAAGAUGAUGAUUAA